Molecule: messenger RNA, 5844 nt
Organism: Diabrotica virgifera virgifera (western corn rootworm)
Lineage: Eukaryota; Metazoa; Arthropoda; Insecta; Coleoptera; Chrysomelidae
Gene: Wsck
Product: putative inactive tyrosine-protein kinase Wsck
Exons: 8
Coding region: 244-2445 (733 amino acids)
Biological process (GO): cell surface receptor protein tyrosine kinase signaling pathway; multicellular organism development; positive regulation of kinase activity
Cellular component (GO): signaling receptor complex
Molecular function (GO): ATP binding; protein binding; transmembrane receptor protein tyrosine kinase activity
Source: RefSeq, a predicted model, not a curated record
UUUUAAGUAAAACAUAACCUCAACCAAGAGACCUAAAAAACUAAAAUAUUUAUUUAUAAAUAUAUUUAUAUAUUGUUGAUUAAACUUAUCACGUUGGAAGAAGUAAAUCUGUUUUUGCAAAACAUAAGUUGAACCAUUUGAAGACAAACAUGAUAAACCCAUGUAAACAAGGUUAGAAUGACUAAUCUUAGUUUCAAAUUAAAAUUAAAGCAUUUCACAUAAGACUGAUUAGUAGUAUUGAAGAUGUUGAAGUUCUUGUUAGCGAUUUAUAUGGUACAUAUUGUAUUUUCCUUCGAAAAUACAUUUCUUGGUUGCUACAAUGACAUUUCUCCUGGAAAGAGGAUUCCUUCUUCUAUUGGACAGAAUAGAGCAAAACCGGAGUGUAUCAAAGAUUGUUUUUCAAAGUAUUAUAGGUACUCUUUUAUUUACACUGAAGGCAAUUGUUCAUGUGGGAAUUACUUAGGAGAAGAAGUUUCAAAUGUAACUUGCAGUGAAUGCCAGUCCGAAACUUGCAGUGAUUCGAAAGUGAAUUUAACUGAUACUUAUUUUACAGGAAACCUAGUGCCUGGUCCUCCAAGAAACUAUAAGGUAACAAACAUUACAGAAAACCACAUAAGGAUAACAUGGCAAGAACCAGAAUCAUUUGUAGAAAUUACUAAAUAUAAAAUUAUGACCAAUGUGAUACAUACUUACUCCAGUUAUGCUCCUAUUAGCCCAGAAUGGUUUUACUCAAAUGAUACAUUUCAAACAGCCUUGAAUACAUUAUUACCUGCUACAAAGUAUAAUGUAACAUUGUCCACUGUUUCACCAGAUGGGGAUGGAGCUCUAGUUUUUCGAGUCAUAGAAACAAAACUAGAUAAACCAGAUAGUAUACCCACGAAGCCAAAAAUUAUCGAAAAUCGUGGACAUCAGCUCGAUGUUCAACUUCUACCAACACCAAAUAAUAAUGGUCCGGUAACAGCUUAUAGAAUUAUAGUUGUCAAUGAAGAUGCCAAUCAAGAUUUUGAUGAUACUGAUCUUGGUUCAUAUCAUGAUGCCAACAGAAAUGGAUUAUCUUACUACAUAGCUGCCGAACUGAAUCCAAAGGACAUUAAUAAUAUAUUCACUGUUGGUGAUGGCCGAACAUAUGGAAGAUAUUACAAUGCUCCUCUCGAUACUAAUAUAAACUACAACUUAAUAUUAGCUUUAGUGAGUAGUUUAAAUGGAGUAGAAAAGGUAGUUUACAGCAAUGGAGUAGGAACCGGCAGUGGAGUAUCAAUUUUGAAUGUUCCUGAUGAUCAAAUUGGAUCAGAUUCCCCAGCUGUAAUUAUUGGAUUGUCUGUAGCUAUUGGUUUACUGACUUUUAUGUUAAUAGCUGGUAUAAUUGGAUUCAUUAUUUUGAAAAGUAGAGUCGUUAAUAGAAGACACAGGCUCUCUGAUAAUCAAGAAUUAACUCUCCAAGGGCCCAUGAUUGAAGUUGAAAACAACGGAUAUAUUGAUGAAGAAGAAGUCGUACCUGUUAACCAUUACAGAAACUUAAAGCAGAAAGUUAGAACAAUUCCUUCCAGUCAGCUCAAUGUAGAACCCACGAAUUUACUUGGUGUCGGCAGAUAUGGAAGAGUUAAUAGUGCAAUCUUACAAGAUAAUGAUAACGUAAUAUCAACUGCAGCAUAUACAAUUCAAGACAAAAAAAUGUCCCAAGAAACUAGAAAGACAAUGCUUCACGACCUUGAUGUACUUAUAAAAGUUGGAAAACAUGACAAUAUCAUAUGUCUUAUUGGAAUGUGCGAAACAUCGCAGAAUAUUUAUGUUGUUUUGGAACAUGCAUCCUUGAAUCUCAAAGAUUUCUUACUCGCUAAUAGAGAUUCCCUUCCAGGAAGAUUUAGUACAAUGUCAGAAUCUCAAGCUUUGGAUAUUGCAGUACAAAUAGCGAAGGGAAUGGCUCAUCUAGAUUCUUGUAAGAUAAUUCACAAGCAACUCUGUGCUCGCAGUGUAAUGAUAUCUCCUGUAGGAGUUGUUAAAGUCAGCAGCUACGGUAUAGCUCAAUAUUUUAGCCACAACAAAAUUCCUGAUUAUACUAGAUGGACAGAUGUUGAAGUAUUUAAAAAUCAUCCGCAUAAUAGAAAAAGUGAUGUGUGGUCGUAUGCGUGCUUAUUAUGGGAGAUAUGCGCGUUGGGUGGUACUCCUUAUGGUUUCGUUGCAAACAAUAAUGAAAUUCCAGAUAAGAUAAUGAAAGGACUACGACUUCCUCAGCUUCAAUAUAUUAAUGAUGAUAUGUACCAAAUAAUGUUAGAUUGUUGGCAGCUGGACUUUACUGAAAGGCCUUCUUUUGUUGAACUAGGUGAAUCUUUAGAAAGCUUGAAGAAAAAUGACUUGAUUCCAUAUAUUACGUUUAGUACAUUCCCUAAUUUCCAGUAUGAGCAGUUUUAUCCAGAUAUGGAACUUGCUGUAAGACCAGUAUUUUAAUUAGUUUCUUAUACAGGGUGUUCCACAUAUUAGCUGUUCAAACGUACUGACUCUCUAUUUUCUAUUUCUUUUUUAAUUUGUGGAAUGCUCUGUAAUAUUUGUAGAGUGAAAAUUAUACGUAUCAAUAAUUAUAUUUUUACUUCUAUUUAUGACAUGACAUAUAACGGUUUCAUUUAUCAUGAGUUGAUAACUGAAAUAACAUUUUUUAAGUUUUGUAUUACAUAUUUUAUUUGUAUAUUAUACAUUUUAACCAUUCCAAUUAUGAUUUUAUCGCAAUGAUUUUAGUAUUAUUGUUUUCCUACAAAAUCAGUUGUUCGUCAUCUAAUAAUUGUUCUGUAUUGUUGUGACUGAAAAGUAUAUCAUAAAGUAAUGCGUAUUAAAUUUAUUUAAAUUUCACCUGUUUAACAGGUUAAGUGCCGGUUUUCCAUAAACUCAAAAUAUUGUAUAUGUCUACCUAAAUGGGUGGACAACAAAACUCAAAUUUUUUUCUUGUGUCCACCCAAUUGGGUGUACAACAAUGAUUUAUUCAUUAAAUUAGUAAGUAAUAUAAAUUAGUAAGAAGUAACUUAUUUAUAUGUUCUUGCUUCAAUGUCCAGCUUUUAAGUCCAUAUUGCAGUAUCGAAAACAUGUAGCAUCUCAGAGCUCUUACUCUCAGUUCUAAUCUAAAGUCUUUUGUUGCAAAGAAUUGUUUUCAUUUUUACAAACACAUUUCUUGCUAUUUCGAUCCUGGCCUUUAUUUCCGUUGUUUGAUCAUUAUUGUCUGAAAUCCAGGUAAUGAGAAACCAAUUAUUAUUUGUAAAAUAGUUCUAUGAUAAUUAAGAAAAUGUAGCUCUGACACUCCUGAGCAGUUCUCAAAAUUUUAUCUUGGCACCAGCAAGGGGUACUCGAAUUACUCAUGGGCAGGGGAGGCCGUGCCCCCCCUCGCUUUUUGGGUGCUUUAAAUUAUAGAUUUCUUCUAGCAAACAGUCAAACUAGUCAGAAACCGUCAGCAAACAGUUGGUCAGUGAGAAAACAUAAUACAGUCACCAGUGCUAUCCCCUCUACUCGCGCUGGUCCACUAUUCGCUGAUGGUUUCAAACCGUUUGAAACUGAUGCUAGAACAAACCUUAUAUAUUGUCAUCCAAAGUAUUCAAAAUGUGAUGUGCAACAUCUUCACGUCUGGCCCCCCACUAACAAUUUUUAUAUGGGCGCCCAUGGAUGUACUUAGUAGUACUGAACUUACCCAGAGGGAGAUCGUCUGCGCAUUCGGUUUUCGGAGCGAAAUAUUAGGCCUUAUUGAACAUCCAAUUUUGUAAUGCGCAGGCGUUCUCCCUCGGGGUACGUUCAGGGUAUACAGCGCGAAUAGGCCUAUUAACACUUAACCUGUUAAUAUAUGGAUGCUCGUGUAGGUAUCGAAUCUUAGUUAGACAAAUUCGAGGACUGUGAUUUGACGACAUAAUAAUAUAAUCUUGUGAUGAUGUUGCAAAGGUUUUUGUAGGAAAAAGAUUACUUUUUAAUAUCCAGCUCCCAUAUGUAUUAUUGUAUUAAUUACGUAUUUUGUAAAACAAAUGUAUCGUUUGCAAUUACAAAAAUUGUAAUUUUUUAUACGUAAGCGCUGUUUCACAUUAUAAGAAUUUUGAUCGUGUGAUGGUUAAAAUCUACAUAGUGGCUCGAGCAAUCACAUGGAAUCUUUUUCCCUUCUCUGAACGUUUCAAGCGGUGAAUGCGGAGCCACUAUGUAGAUUUUAACCAUCGCACGAUCAAAAUUCUUAUAAUGUGAAACAGCGCUACAAGUAUAAGUGUAGAACGCAUUCAGUGAACAACAUCUUUCCGUGAGCCAUUCUUGUACCUUAGAUUCUUUUUAAUGUUGAUAUUUCGAAUACAUACAAUAUUUCGAAUGUAAUGAUCUGACAAUACCGAAUCAAGGAUAUUGCAUCUCAAUUUCAUAAUCUUUCCCAAUAAUGUGCUAUCCUAUUCUUUGUCCAAGCUGAAUAGAAAAACUGCGACAAAAUAAACAGCUCUAAAAUCACUGCUUUUCAUUAUGUGUUGCUAGAGUUACUUUCAAGGAGGACCCACUGCCUAUAGGUGGAUGAUGGUUGCAACUAUCUGAGUUAAAAUAUAAAUUAUAAGACUUAUAAGAAGAUGCCCAAAAAAUUGUAGACCCUACAAUAUCUUAGUUGUAAUUUUCUAUUUAAAUGCACGUUAAGAGGGGGUAUGGUUUAAAAAUUUUGAAAUUUUCUAUUUUUUAUUAUUAUUUUAAAUCAAAAUUCAUAACUUCAAGAAUAUUCUUUGAAAAUUACAGAUUGAUCGGAUCAAAAUUACCGGAAAUACAUCAUGUUGAACAUACAGUAGCUAUGCAGCAGCUUCGCGCCAGCGCUCUUGAGUCUAGUGAGAAACGUUCAACAGCUGUUCUCCUUUAUUUUUGUAAAUUACUCCGCGAUUCAAAAACAUUCCGGUGUACAUCACUUUACGAUUUGACAGUCCAAAAAAUUGAAAAAAAAGUUGUCAAAACUUUAAACGCGAGAUAACACUGUCGAGAUAUUUUUUGUUUUGCGUUUAUUUUUUGUUUAACAAUAAUAAAUAUGUUUAUUUUCACCUUUUUUUACAAGAAAUUUCGAUAAUUUCACUUCUUAAUGAUGCCAAAGACUCAAAAAUCGUUAAAACUAAAAAACUCGACAGCGUUACCUCGAGAAACUCAUAGCUAAUAAAAUCUUUUUGAAUUUUUUGUUUCACAUGAUCGAAUGACUAGUUCUGAUGUCCACCGCAAAAUCCUUUUUUUUUUUCAGGUGUCUAAGAAUUUGCCACCGUUGGCUUAUUUUUCAGUAUUUGAGCUUGAAAUUUUUUUUGAAUAUUCUUUGAAUUGUUCUGAAUAUAAUUAUUUAGUUAAAAUUAAAUAUUAUAAAAUAAUUCUACCACAGUGUAAAAAUAUUACAAACAUGUGCUUGAAAUGUUGAUUUCAAACCAUAACCCCCACUUAAAUUAAAAAUAAUUUCACGCUUCUUUUUAUACUCUACAAAUAAGUAUGAAGAUGAAAUCUGUACACACAUAUUUCAUCUCCAUAAAAACUAUUUUCGAAAAUAAACCAAAAUUUUAUUUGUAAGUAUUUCCCGUGGAUUUGUUAAAAAUCGGAACUGAUUAUUGUACAAAAUUUUAAUUUAAAUUCAACAGAGUUUAUUCCAUUUACCUAUUAUAGUCAUUUUCACGACCUAAUAGAGAUUUUGACCAUUCUGGAAGUACUAAAAACGGGCUUUUUUCUUUCUUAAUGUGUAUUAUCGUUCUUAUGUAUUACACAAAGUAGUUUCUUUUUUUGAAUAUAGUAGUUUCAUUGAACCAAAUAUGAUUCAUGUCUGUUGUAUAUUAUACAGGGUGUUUCAUUAAUAAUUGUCCAUAUAGUAACUGGAAAAACCUUAGCACAAAAUAC